UGAUGCUGAAAACUGAAGGCAGAGCUACAUUUCAAACUGCGCGGUACUCCGCCAAGGCUCUAUUAUCGAAUUAUAAGAGUCAAUAAACAUCUCCAUUCCUACAUUAUUUCAUCACUUCCCAGCAAAAUUCUGCACAAGACGUUAGUUAGAAGCCGUAAUCGACUGGACACUAAGGAUCUCUGUCCUAAUAACACACAAACUAUUCAGAAAGAUUGGUACAUCGUUUGCAAAACCUCGACUAAUUAGCAAGAAUCUGGUCAAAUAAUGGCUUUUAGUUUUAGAUCUUCUAAAUACUUGCUCAUAGCCUUAAACUUGCUCUACUUAGUUAUUGCUUUCAUUCUUGUUGGCGUUGCUGCGUAUGCCCGGCUAAGCAUUUAUGUGACGAGCGUUCACAUUGUUGGCGGUAUAAUAGCUUGUGGAGUCUUCCUCUUUGUGCUUGCUGUAGUUGGAUUGUUGGGCGCUAUCAAACAUAACCAGGCAAUAUUAUUUUUCUAUAUAAUCCUACUUUUCAGCCUCUUUCUCGUCCAAUUUUCUGUAGCAUGCGCUUGUCUCUCACUCUCUAGUGAUUAUCAACAGAUUUUAGUUGAGACAGCGUGGAAACAAAGCUCCAAUAACUCAAAACUAACUGUCAUGACGGCGUUUAAAUGUUGUGGUCUCCAUAAAGUCGAUCUGCCUCCAUCUGACCCACUGGGAUGUCCCCCGUGCAAGUUAGCCAAGUCUAAUCUACUCACUUCAAGAAAUCAACUUAGCUGUUAAGUCAAAUUUCUUUCGUUACUAACACUCAUAUCUAUCUACAAAUCAUCAGUCAAUAACGAUGUAAGACAUAAAUAUGCGUUGACAAUAUUACAUGAGUACAGAGAACUUGUAUGUUGGGGGAUGUACUGGAGUUUGACGCUUUUUAGUUAUUUUACGGAGGGACGUUUGUUCCUAAUAAUCAUGAAAAGAAAACUAAAUUAAUGAGGGUUUUGUUUACCCAAGAACGUAACUAUAAAGCUCAUGGGACAACUACCUGAGGUUAGUUGUAUACAACCUUUUCGUAAUUAGUUUUUGAUGUAUAAAUCCAUAGCUUUUAUUUUUCAAAUUCACUCAUCCUUUUCGAAUCGUAAUUUCUUUGCGUAAUCUUUCUGAUACUACUGUUACCUUGACUUCUUAUUCAGCUUGUCAAUUUCAUUUAGAUUUUUGUAUGUUAAGUUGGCUCAAUGUAAAUUUAUGCCAGGUUCUACUCUGAUCAUAUCUGUCACUCAAUCUACUCACUAUAACUCGCAGUAGAUGAUUAAGUUUAUAUACUGUUUCCAUUUGAUAUCCUAAUUAUAUCAAUUUAUUAUAAAAAAUUGUCAUUCAAACCAUUGAUUAUUUCAAACAUAUACACAAACAUCAAAGCCAAACAACAAUCAUCAUCAUCAUCAUCAUAAAAAAAUGAGGAAGUUUUCCAAUUGGCAAAUGAAGUGAUAAAAAUUAAUUUACUGAAAACUAUUCAAAGUAUAUUGAUUAAUUUAUCAGUUAGAAAUAUUGAUUAACUGAUUAUGGUUUCAAAUAUUCUAUCAGACAUUCAAUAACAUACAAUAUUCAUUCUUUAAUAUCAGAAGAAUGUCUAUAAUACUAGAGAUUAAAUAUAGAAGAUAAUGAAAACUAAUUUGGAACACAAUGAAAACCUACUCUUUCUUCCAAUAAAAGAAAAUGAAAUGAAAUGAAAUCCAAUAAAAUUCAUGUAUAAAAUAUAUUUUUUUUGUAUUUUUUUUCAUAUUCUUAUUGCAUUUUUAUUUUUGAAAUAGAUUUACAAAUAUUUCUUGAUUAAAGAUAAAACAUUGAUUAUAUUGUCUUGGUAAUUGUUGCUUCAUCAUUAUAUUAAUUUAAAACUAUAUAAAUCUUCCACCACCACCUCCUUCUUCCCUAAUAUUAAUAAUAAUCAUAGUAAGUGUUAAAUUAAAAUGGUUCAGAUACAAGUUUAAUAUUAUUAUUAUUCAUUUCGUUGAAAUUGAAUUUUUUCACUUGAAAAUUAGAUUUAUGCUCAAUAUUAUCAUAAAUAUUGUGAUUUGAAUCUUCUUUAUUACUAUUAUUAGUAUUAUUGUCAAUAUCUGUUAUAUUGAAUUGUUCAGGAUCCAUACCACCAUAACAAAUUGUACCAACUUCUAAAGAUAAUUCAGAAUCAUAUAAUCCAUUAGUUGUUAUUCGAAUAUCUCGGAUUGGCAAUAAAGAUGGUUGUUUUGUACGUACAGUAAGCAGAAGACUUCCACUUUGUUUUUGCUAAUAAGGAAAAUCAAUAAUUCAAGUUUUUUUGCAAGAUUAUACAUAAAUUGAAGAAAUAAAAAGCCUAAAGAAAGUAGUUAUCAUGUCAUUAUGUGUUAAAAAACGAACAUAGAUAAGUACUCUUUAGAGAGAGGUGUAGGGUACUAUUAAAUUAAAAAAAGAAACAGUAUUCCAUUUCAGGAGUACUAACAGACUCAACGAAUUUAAAAUAGUUCUCACUGACAAAUUCCAAGCCUUACAAAAUCUACUCAAGAAAGAGGAAACCACUCAAGUUGAUCAACUGGAAAGAGAUUAAACAAGCACUAACUUCAACGUGUCAGGAAUUGCUGGGUCUCAAGAAGCAUCAUCAUAAGGAAUGCAUCUAUACCGAUACUCUGGACAGGAUUGGAGAAAGGAAGAACAAGAAGACAGCAAUUAACAACAGUCGAACAAGAGCACAGCAAGUCAAAACAUAAACUGAAUGCACAGAAGCAAACAAACGAGUGAAGAGGAACAUUAGAGCCGACAAGUGGCAAUACGUGGAAGACCCGACAAUGACAGUGGGAAAAGCUGAAAGAGAAGGGAACAUAAGACAACCAUGUAACAUAACAAAGAAGCUAGUAGGGAAAUAUGGUAAACUAGAGAGAUCAGUCAGGAACAAGGAAGGGAAACCAAUCACUGAGAUUCAAAAGCAGCGAAAUAGGUGGAUAGGGCAUUUUGGAGCUCUUAUAUAGACCAGCCCUCCGAACCCAUAGGACGUUGAAACAGUACAAACAGAUAUUCCUAUGGUUGUCACUUCACCAACGAUUGAAGAAAUAAGGUGGCCAUCAGACAAAUCAAUAGUAGGAAAGCGACACGAUCAGACAACAUAGCAGCUGAUGCGCUAAUAAAAGACAAAUAAUUAACUACAAAUGUGCUCCAUAUUCUAAUUAGGAAGAUUUGUUAGCAAAAAUAAGUGCCACUGACAGACUGGAAAGAAUGAUAACUCGCCAAGAUACCAAAGAAAUGAAAUAUGAGCAAGUCUAAGAACUACAGAGGCAUCACGCUACUAUCAAUACACGGAGAUGCUUGCAACGUUGUUUUGUUUUUCUGGAUGAAAGAUUCAGCAGAUACCUAGCUUCGGAAUCAACAGACUGGAUUCGGUAAGGAUCAAAUCUCGACACUACAGAAUUCAUACAACGGACCACAAUACAAAAUGGUGCAUUGAGGACAGUUGAUAGAUACAUUCCAAGUGAGGACCGGUGUGAGACAAGGAUGCUUACUCUCUCCUUUCCUCCUUCUUCUGGUAAUUGACUGGAUUAUGAAGACUUCGACAUCUGAGGGGAAGCACGGAAUACAAUGGACAGGUUGGAUGUAACUAAACGAUUUGGACUUCACAGGUGAUUUGGCUCUUCUAUCCCAUACACACCAACAAAUACAGGUGAAGACAAACAGUGUAGCAGUAAACUCUGCAUCAGUAGGCCUCAACAUACACAACGGAAAAAAGUAAGAUCCUCAAAUACAAUACCGAGAGCACCAACCCAAUCACACUUGGUGGGGAAACUCAGGAAGAGGUCGAAAGUUUCACUUAUCUUGGUAGCAUCAUCGAUGGACGUAGAGGAUCUGAUACAGAUGUGAAGGAAAGGAUUGGAAAAGUAAGGACAGCAUUCCUAUAGUUGAAUAACAUAUGAAACUCAAAACUACUGCCGGCCAUCAUCAAAGUCAGAAUCUUCAGUACAAACGUCAAGACAAUUCUAAUGUACGGAGCUGAAAUUUGGAGAACUACCACAAACAUCGUCUAUAAAGUACAAGUGUUUCUAAACAAUUGUCUGCACAAGAUAGUGAAUGUCCAUUGACUGGAUGCCAUUAGCAACGACCUACUGUAGGAGAGAACAAACCUGCUUACAGAGGAAGAGUGUAUCAGGGAAAUACGUUUGAGGUGAAUAGGACAUAUGUUGCCGAAAUCAUCAGAAUGUAUCACAAGGCAAGCUCUAACACAGUCUUAUAAGUAACAGUUAAUUAUACAUCCAAUGUUGUACUUAUAACUCAUUGGUAGAGUGAAAUUUGGUUGUGUAAUGUCAUAGUUUAAAUACCUUAAAAUAUUAUCUACUUAUUUAAAUUCAGUCACACCACAUCUAGAGGUAAUCGAUUAUUUUACAUAUUCUCUUUAAACUUUUCGUUUUGUACCUAAAAGUAUCUACUUUGUGAUAGCAUCAAAAUGAACAGUUAUCUACAAUCUUUCAUAUCGUUUAAUCUUGAAAACAGUAUACAAGUGUAAUAACAUCAUUUUUGUACACUUAUAACAACUUUUUUCAAUCAAAAAAACUCAAAGUGAAUUUAAAUUUUAUCUUUAAAACUGUGCAUGGAUAAUUUCAAAUACACAGACUCAACCAAACAAACAGGAAAAAUCAAUCUAAUAUACUAACAUUAUUUCAUACAUGUACCUUGCUCACACUGCAGUUUAAAACCUUAUUACUUGAACUCAACUAACUUGUAAAAUUACCAAUUAUUUCUCUCAUUUCUCUGGUUGAAUACAAUGUUUUUUUUAAACAUACCUUAGUGUAUCACAGCGUAAAAAAGUAGAAUUUGUCUUAAUGAAUCAGAAAACCACCGAUGAUCAAUGUUCAGAGAGAAUUUCUAAUCAAAUUAGAGAAAUAAGAUCAAGAUCGAAAAUCUUAUGGAAGCUUAUCAAUAAUAAUGAUCAAUAUUUACAAUCCAUGAUUGAAAAAUAUUUCAUUUGAUUUUUUUUAAUUUCCUACCUAACUUUGAGUUUUCAUGGCCAGUCCUUGAACCAUUGAUCUAAGCGUCAGCAUCAGUGAAAAUUUACAAAUUAAAAACUUAAUUUUAUACAUUGAUUAACUUAACAGUAAUGUACGAAAUAUUUAGCUAAAGUGUAUAUCUACCUUUAGCAAUAUUUUCUUUAAUUUUAAUAGUAUUUAAUUCUUGUAAACAUUUGAUUUCAUACUUGUCAUUAGUGUCGUAUUAAUUUUACUAAUAAUGCCAAUUCCAACUAGAAAUUACCUACUCUUAAAAAAUUUUACUCGAGUUCAUAGAGUUCCUAUUUGAUGAUUAUAUUUAUAAAUUCGUUU
Molecule: messenger RNA, 5294 nt
Organism: Schistosoma spindalis
Lineage: Eukaryota; Metazoa; Platyhelminthes; Trematoda; Strigeidida; Schistosomatidae
Source: the annotation of a GenBank genome assembly